UUAAAAUCCUUUUAAAAAGGCUUUAAUGCAAAAGGAUGCAUAGGUAGGGUAGACAUACAGAGAAGGGUUAGUCAUAGAACAAGCAGAAGUUGAAGGCACGGAGGAAGCAUCGAAGAUGAAUUUCCGAUGGGCGGAGGCAAUGCUGCCGCUGGGCAUCAUCGCAGGCAUGCUGUCUCUCAUGGGUACCAGUCAAUAUUUCAUUCACAAAGCUGCCUAUGGCAGGCCGAAGCAUGUAAGAAACGAUAGAUUUGAUGUAUCCAUGGAGAGGAGAGACAAGCGCCUGCUCGAGCAAGCUGCGGCAUUGCAUUCCCCUAUGGGAAAUUAGGAGCAGUAGUUGGAAUCAUUUCACAGUGGAUUGCACACAAAUAAUGUGUUUGAUAUUUUUGUGAUGUUCACCUAUUGUGUAAGACCAAGCCACUGCAAUUAUUACAGACUUUUCCAGCACAUUGCAAAAUCUCUUUCAUCGCAGAAACAAUAAAAUUAAUGGUUUUUGAUGUAAACAUGUCUGGGGAAUUUCCUCAAAAAGCUUUGAAGUGCUAUAUUUUUUAAAACAAGCUUGAAUCUGUCCAUUACUUUAAAAUCUCCCUAGUCUUGAAAGAUCACUUUUUUGUGUAUCAAUUUCUAUUUUUCAGUUUUGUUAAAAGAUCGUUCAUUACCAUGCUUUCUAUCUUCAGUCUGGAUGGCUACCAACUCAUGAUAGUAUGAACAGGAGUAAAGAGAAAACUUCAACUUAGGGUGAAGGUGAGGAAGGUUUCUAGUCUUUGAUAUAGGGAUGGACUCACCCAUUGAGCCACUCUAAUUACAAGAAUUUGAAAUCUAAGUGAUAUGGCUAAUAAAAUGUAGUGGAGAUUUAAGUGACGUAGGAAAGGGUGGUUAAAAUUUUAUGCUUUUUUUAAUGAUAGUAGAGGUUACGUAUUGUAGAGCUUUGCUACCAAAUACCUUGAGAGUUGAGGAUGAUUACCUUGUAUUGCACAUGAAAUCUGAUGACCCAACAUGCUAGUUUUUUAAUGAAUGUCUUUUAAUAGGAGUACCUCGCGGCAAUGUUGGCUAUUUUAAUGAAAGUGUUUUAAUAUGAGGACCUCAUGGCAGUGUUAAAAGAUA
Cryptomeria japonica (Japanese cedar) is the source of this 1101-nucleotide messenger RNA. Its product is annotated as NADH dehydrogenase [ubiquinone] 1 alpha subcomplex subunit 1. Bases 116 to 325 code for a protein of 69 amino acids. NCBI's taxonomy places the organism in Eukaryota, Viridiplantae, Streptophyta, Pinopsida, Cupressales, Cupressaceae. The transcript is spliced from 3 exons. The record is from RefSeq and is a predicted model, not a curated record.